Caenorhabditis briggsae is the source of this 1104-nucleotide messenger RNA. The transcript is spliced from 4 exons. The coding region runs from base 1 to 1104 and encodes 367 amino acids. Lineage: Eukaryota; Metazoa; Nematoda; Chromadorea; Rhabditida; Rhabditidae. Gene Ontology annotation, molecular function: arylesterase activity. The record is from RefSeq and is a predicted model, not a curated record.
AUGUUUUUCAAGGCUGUAUUCAUCGUAUUAUUUGGAAUCGCGAUUCAAUUUUUAUUCAAAACUUUAUUAAUGAUGGAUAUAAACAAAAGAGUAUAUAACCAUAGACCUGGAGAAUGUAGAAUAGUUGAAGGACCGAAACAAGGAUCUGAAGAUUUCGAGGUAAUUGAGGACAAAAAGAUUGCCUUCAUCUCAUCUGGCGUCGUUUAUCUCCCGAAAUCACCUUCUGAUGUGACGUGGAAAGGAGAAAUUUACCUUUACGAUCUCACGAAGCGAACCUAUAAAGCCGAAUUGAUUCCAGUUUUGAAUCUAGAAAAUCCUGAAGAAUUCUAUCCACAUGGACUGUCUCAUUGGAGAAUGAAAGAUGGAACGAUUCGGUUGUUUGUAGUCGUUCACUCAAAGACUUUCCAACAUUCCGUAGUGGUUCUGGACUACGACGAGAAGAAAAAACAAUUGAAUCAUGUGAAAACUAUAAAAGAUGAGAAAUUUGUUCGACCCAAUGAUAUCAUUGCCACUGGAGAGAAUUCGUUUUUGGUAUCAAAUGACGGAGGCACUCAGACGGAGUUAGGAAACAUGCUCGAACUAAUCAGUGGGAUUUAUAAAGGAGGAGUUGUGUAUUUCGAUGGAAAAGUGAGUCACGACGUGAUUGAAAACGAGACUGCAAAUGGGAUAAGUCUGUCACGAAAUGCUAAAACUCUGUUCGUUUCCCAUAUAAAUAGAGAAACAAUCGGGAUCUAUGCAUGGGAUCAGAAACUGGUGUCCGUUCGAAAAAUUUCUGAAGUUGAAACCCUCACUGGAUGCGACAAUUUUUUUAUCGACCCAGAAAAUCAGAUGUGGACGGGUUGCCACCCAGUUACAAAAGACGUUGUGGCUCAUUUUGGAAACCGUUCAGAUCCCACUCUUUACGGUCCUUCUCAAGUUCUUCGAAUCACUUUCUCCAAAGACUUCCAGAAAGCUGAAAUGGUAGAGAUUCUUGCAGACGACGGAAGAUUGGUUUCCGCGAGCACAAUCGCAUUCCCGUUCGAAAAUGGAAAAAAGAUUUUAAUCGGCACUGUUGGUCGCAAUCCUCUCCACUGCGAUGUUAAUGUACCAUUGAACUUAUAUUAA